GUUGCCAUCAACAUCGCGCUUCGAAUCCCCGCGCGUAGCUCUGCUAAAGCACCUCUUUGCUGUCGACCUUACAAAAAAAGCCAUUCUACAAGCGAUUCUCUCGCAUAGACGCAAAGCCAUACGCACCAAACGGGCGACGCAAAGCUGGUGCUGACUGAGCCGCAAACAGACUGCAACACCACACCGCACCACACAAUGUCGCACGAUCUGCUCCACGAGGACGAAGAUGAGCACUACAACUCAGCUGAGGAUUCGGACUUUGCGCCGGAGGAUGCUGCCGAUGUAGGCUCCGAGGGCUCAGACUCUGACAGAGAAAAUAGCGGUCCGGCAAAACAAAAGAGCGCCGUCGCAACAACAGAGGAAACAGACGCCGACUACAACAAUUCUGGAGACGAGGCCAUCAUCACAAAGGGUAGAAAGAAGCUUAAAAAAACCAAAAACAACCACGAUGACGAUGACGAAGAAGGUGGUGAGGGUGGUUUAAUCAAGACCCGAAGACAACGGGCAGCUGAAAAGGAAGAAGAGAGUGUGCUGGCCAAUCUAGGCCCAGUGACAAUCGAUGUCGAUGCCGUCUGGGCGCAAAUGAUUUCCGGUCAACCGAUUAUCCCUGAACGUCCGAAAACGCCAGAUUCCACCGCCGCUGACGCGGAUACAAAGUCCCCUCUCGCCACAAAGUCGCCAGCGAAUGGCUCACCGGCCAUGAUCCGCAUCAAACGAAAAUACAACUUUGCCGGCCGAGUUCACACAGAAGAAAAGCUAGUUGCACGCGACUCCGCCGAAGCAAAGCUCUACCUUGCGUCCCAAGAGGGCCAAGAAGAAGGCGAUGCGUCCCCGCCGAAGCGCGUAACCAAGAAGGCGUUCCGAUCCAUGUUUGAGCCGCUGGGUGAUAUUUCGUCGAAGCGAUCCGACCUCAAUCUCAGCAUGGCCGCGCGCAUGCAGGCUGCAAAGGAUGCGCAGGCGAAGAAACUGACGACGGUCGAGAAGAGUAGAAUGGACUGGGCGGGCUUCGUCGACAAAGAGGGCAUCAAGGACGAGCUGGAGCUUGCUGGCAAAUCCAAGACUUCGUAUGCCGCGCGCCAGGAUUUCCUUGCCCGAAGUGAAGCCAUUCGCGAAGAGGAUGCAAGAAAAGCCCGAUUCGCCAGUCGAACACAAGCAUGAUUGGUGCUGGUCUCUUUUUCUUUCUGUACUGUAAUGUAUGCAUAUGGCUUCUACUGGAAGUCGGGGUCCACGGCGUUAAUCAUCUACGGAACUUACUGGCGUCUAAUACCGCAGUUUGCGUGUUGGGCGAGAUAUGAAUUCAUGAAUAACAUAAACAAAUUUACGCAGUUGUGAACAACCACGUGCUUGUCAUCUUCCACCAACUAUUUGUAAAAGAAUCAGGACAGGGAGUAUGGUGCAUCAUAAAGUCAUCGUUUUAUUUUUCUAAUUUUAGUCCUGUUUUCUAUUCCAUUCUACACAAUCGGCAAAUUUUACUCCAGUACCGCCGAAACAGUCCAAAGCGCUUCCUAUUGUGAGAUCGACCUUGCCGCCACUCAGUUGUUUGACAAGCUCCAAGUCGUCAAUCGUCUUGCCACCUCCAGCAUACGUUACUGGAAUCGAGCACCAAGAGGCAAGUCGUUUCACAAGUUCUUCAUCAAUACCCUGUUGUAAACCUUCAUUGUCGGCUGCAUGUAUGAGGAACUCGGAGCAGAACGGUUCGAGGGACUUGAUAGACUCUGCCAAUUAGUUAGUAAGGGUAUAACUCGUCGUAAUGCAGAUACAAUAUCGCAAUUGGAAUGGCUUACCUUCAUUUACUUCCAUAUCAGUGAUGGUUUGCCACUUGUUCAUAGCAACGAACCAACAAUCUUGUCCGCGCCUUCUGCAACUAAGAUCAAUCACCAGCUUGUUCUUGUCA
Molecule: messenger RNA, 1894 nt
Organism: [Torrubiella] hemipterigena
Lineage: Eukaryota; Fungi; Ascomycota; Sordariomycetes; Hypocreales; Clavicipitaceae
Source: the annotation of a GenBank genome assembly